Mesorhabditis belari is the source of this 1023-nucleotide messenger RNA. The record is from the annotation of a GenBank genome assembly. NCBI's taxonomy places the organism in Eukaryota, Metazoa, Nematoda, Chromadorea, Rhabditida, Rhabditidae.
AUGAUUGCCUUUGAUUUCCCCAUACUAUUUCCUUUGUUUACAUUUUUUCACAUUACAAUAGCUGAUGGUCCAGAAGAGAUUGAUUACACCGAGUUUGGGGCUAGAACUGCAUAUUCGACUGCUGUCAACAACAACAAUAAAUUGUAUUAUGAGCUUUUUCAAAGACGAAAUUAUUAUAAGGAUUUAGCUCCAAUAGAGGCAAAUUUGAAUGCAAGUUCGCCCGUUGAUGAACGAUUUGCGAUUGUGAUCAAGCUUCAACUGCUUGCAUUGGUUGAGUUGGAUGUAGUUCGUCAAACACUACGGGCCUACAUUGAGGUAGAGAUGGGAUGGCAAGAUAUACGAUUGGCUUGGAAUCGAUCUGCUUAUGAUAUUGGACUUCUUUGGGUGCAUUGUGAUUCGAUUUGGACACCCGAGGACUUUGUGACGAAUACAAUUCAAAUCACCGAGGUUUAUCCGGAUCGCUUUAAACAAUGUCGAUUUGAUCACAACGGAAGCGUGUAUUACGAUCAAGUCUUUUUAGGCGAUUUCACCUGCCCAAUGGAUAUAAGCAAGUUUCCAUUUGAUACCCAAGAUUGCACGCUUCAAUUCGGCUCUAAUUCCUAUCAAUGGUUUCGUAUUAACCAAACCGGAGAGCUCUUCACCAAAUACAAGGAUUAUUCUGUUGUGGGAAAUAGUGAGUUCGGCUCUACGAAUUGCACUAUGAGAACGGAGACGGCCAUUGGCACAAUGGAUACCAUCUACCAAUCAAUUAUAUUUGACCUCAAAUUGAAGCGUGAACCAAACUUCUAUAUCUAUGUGAUCGCUCUACCGUCGUUCUUGUUGACCUUUCUCUCGAUAAUUGGCUGCUUCUGGACACCAAAUGUUAAAGAAGAGCAAUUGACUAAGUUGAGCGUCGCUUUGACGAGCAUGAUGUCAAUGACGACUUUGAUCGAUUUGGUGUCACAGGAAAUGCCAAAAACUAAAAAGUUUCCAUUACUUGGUAUCUUCAUCCUUGCUUGUGUUUUCAUCACAUCAAUCUCCUGG